Hirsutella rhossiliensis is the source of this 1278-nucleotide messenger RNA. RefSeq names its product bromodomain-containing protein. Gene Ontology annotation, biological process: regulation of DNA-templated transcription; chromatin remodeling. Gene Ontology annotation, cellular component: nucleus; chromatin. The coding region runs from base 1 to 1278 and encodes 425 amino acids. The record is from RefSeq and is a predicted model, not a curated record. NCBI's taxonomy places the organism in Eukaryota, Fungi, Ascomycota, Sordariomycetes, Hypocreales, Ophiocordycipitaceae. The transcript is spliced from 3 exons.
AUGAGCACAAUGGCUGCCCACGCACCCGCCAACGGUAUCGCGGAUGCACCAACGCCUGCGGCACCGACGACGACGGUGGCUGAAAAGCCCAGCUUCUCGUGGCUGCAGCCCCAUCCCAUCUUCGUCAUCAUCUUGGUCGGGCCCGACGAACAGCCCUUUGGCCUCCAAAAGGAUUUCCUGUGCCACCGCUCAGACCACUACCGCAGCCACUUCGCCGAAAAGGGCGCCGACGACACCAUCGAGAACAUGGUCAGGCUGCCCGACUUCACCGCAGACGUCUUUGGCCUGGCCCAAAACUUUCUCUACACGGGCGUCCUGCUCGUCGACGAGGCCCGCGUGCCCUCGUACGAGUCUCUCGUCAGCCUCUGGAAUCUCGGCCACAAGCUCGGCAUCGGCGGCCUCUGCGACAAGACGCUCGAGGCCAUGACCGACUGCCGCCGCCUCACCGAGAGGAUCCCCGCCACCCCGCUCCUCAUCCAGGUCUGGCGUGACACCCCCGAGGGCUCCUCCAUCCGCCUGCUGCUGUUGUCGUGGGCCGCCGAGUACAUGCGAUCGUCCGACGCCAGGGCCGAGUUCGCAAAGUCCCUGCCACAAGAGGUCUUGAGCGAGCUUGUCGUCACUAUGAGCUCCUUUGACAUGUCCCCGGUCGCCCACCCGCCCGCCGAGUCUCCUUCCAUCGCGCCGGCAUCGACCCUGCCGCCGCGCAAGAACGUCCACUACCUUGACGACGCCAGCGAUGAUGACGCCCUCAACAACAUCAAGAAGAGCCGACGGCCGAGCGGCACCCCUGGCGUGGCCGUUGGGUCCCAGGAUCCGACACUUGGCCGCAAACCGAGCCGCACGCCGCUCCCCAAGCCGCAGAAGCGACGAUCCAGCGCCGCCUAUCUGGAAAGCCGAAACUUUACCACGGCCCAGAAGAUGGAGUUUUGUGCGGACCUCUUGAAUAGGAUGCUCUCGGGGCCAGGCUUCUGGACUCGGCUGGUAGGGCCAUUCAAGGAGCCCGUCGAUCCAGUGGAAGACGGCGUGCCCGACUACCUGGACAAGGUCAAGCGGCCCAUGGACCUCAACACCAUCAAGGCCAAGAUGGACCGGCGCGACUACACCCACGAGGAUGAGUUCGUGGCCGACAUGCGCCAGAUCUUCGACAACUGCUUCACCUACUGGGCAAAGGGAGACCCCAUGUGGGCGGCCGGGGAGAAGCUGCAGAGAACAUUUGAGGACAAGUACUCGCAUAUGAACAAGUGGAUCGCCAAGAUGGGCGGCGACGAGGGCGAGUGA